Momordica charantia (bitter melon) is the source of this 1823-nucleotide messenger RNA. The record is from RefSeq and is a predicted model, not a curated record. Lineage: Eukaryota; Viridiplantae; Streptophyta; Magnoliopsida; Cucurbitales; Cucurbitaceae.
AUCGCGGGUCGAAUUUGAAAAGUUGGAUGCCAUGGUAGUUGACGAAACCGCCAUUCCCGCUAUUCUAAGAAGCUCCAGAGCCAGACAACAAUUUAUUUUCUCUCUAUUAAAGUGCUGUAAAUCUGUUCGUAAUCUAGCGAAAAUCCAUGCCCAGAUAGUCGUCAGCGGCUUUAACCAGAAAAAUUACAUCCUUGUCAAUCUGUUAUCGCUCUAUAUCUCUUUCGGUUUUCUUGGAAGUGCUCAGAAAGUUUUCGGGGACGUCAGUGUACCGAGUACGACUGUGUGGAACCAGAUCAUUAGAGGGCAUGCGCGGAGCAAAUCGGCUCAAGAAUCAUUUGAGCUGUUCAAACGAAUGGCGGCGGCGGAAGUUGAGGCAGAUGGGUUCACGUAUUCGUUUCUUCUGAGUGCGUGUGCGAGAUCGAGGUUACUUCGAGAGGGAGAACAGAUUCAUGGGAGAGUUUUGGCCAGUGGGUAUUACUCCAACACGUACGUUAGAGUGAACUUAGUCAAUUUUUACGCGAAUGGUGGAGGGGAUUUUGGUCUCGAGAGUGCGCGUUACAUGUUUGAUGAAAUGCUCGAUAGAAACGUCGUGAGCUGGAAUUCCUUGCUAAAAGGGUAUGUUAGACGUGGUGAUUUUGAUGGGGCUAGAAAAGUUUUCGACGAGAUGCCUGAGAGAAAUGUCCAGUCAUGGACCACAAUGGUUGCUGGGUUUGCUCAAAAUGGCCACUGUAAGCUAGCUUUAUCGCUAUUUAGUCAGAUGGGGAGGGCUGGUGUGGCAUUGGAUCAGGUGGCGUUGGUGGCUGCAUUGUCAGCAUGUGCUGAAUUGGGAGACUUGACAUUAGGAAAAUGGAUUCAUAGGUAUAUACAAAAAACAUGGCAAAGUAGAAACUGGCCAGUAUUGGUGUCUCUGUUCAAUUCUCUGAUUCACAUGUAUGCAAGUUGUGGUGAAAUGGACAAAGCAUAUAAAGUGUUUGAAGAAAUGCCCCAGCGGAACACUGUGUCUUGGUCGAGCGUUAUCACCGGGUUUGCAAAACAGGGCCGUGGAGAAGAAGCCAUUAGAAUCUUCCAGUUGAUGCUGUGCUCGGGUGAAACUGAAGUAAGACCUGACGAGAUAACCUUCAUUGGGGUUCUCACUGCUUGUAGUCAUGCCGGUUUAAUCGACGACGCCUUUCGACUAUUCAAAUCUAUGCACGAUACUUUUGGAGUCAGCCCGCAGAUUGAGCAUUAUGGAUGCAUGGUUGAUCUCCUCAGCCGUGCAGGUUUGCUGAGUGAAGCAUCGAGUCUGAUUGAAAGUAUGCCAAUGAAGCCAAACAAUGCUGUGUGGGGAGCGCUCCUCAGCGGCUGCAGAGCUCACAAGAACUACGAAAUCGCAUCCCAUGCUGCCAAAAAAUUGGCUUUCGGAACCRAUCCCGACAACCAAGCUGCUGGAUAUUUCAUGCUCCUAGCUAAUGUGUAUGCUGCAGAUAAACGGUGGCAAGACACUGCCACAUUGAGACAGAGUAUGCUUGAAUUGGGAGUGAAGAAACCUGCAGGAAGAAGUUGGAUCCAGAUGAAUCAAGUUGUACAUGAUUUCGUGGCCGGGGAUGAGACCCAUAAGGACGUGAGUUUAAUUUACGAGAUGCUUCGUAAUUUAACCAGACAAGCCCGGAUGGAGAGCUGCAAAUCAGAGACAAUAUCAGAGGCACUAGUAGCCUGUAGGAGCAGCAGUUGAAGAACAGAGAACAAACUCUUUCUGGAAAAGGAGGAAAAAGUCAAAAAGAGGAAGACACGUGGGCGGUUCUGGCACGCCACGUAGAUUGCCAACAUAAACAGUCGACCAAUAG